AGAUCGAGGGAUUGGGACGGUCUUCUCAUCGAACCUCAUCCAGGGCGCUACAGACAACUACGUCAGAAACACAGAAAAGCCUUAACAUUAAGGACAUGCGUCAGGAGUAAUUCAAGUAAACCUGAAAAAGAAUUCGAAGACGCCAUUGAAGGACACAUAAAGGUUCCAUGUUUGUGGUUGGAAUCCAUACUGAAUGCACUGGGUAAAAAUACAGUUGAUCUGCUCAGUGUAGAUGCCAGAGACCAAGAAAUGGAAAUUCUUAAAGCUAUACCUUUAUCUAAAUAUUCCAUUAAUGUGAUCACCGUGGAAUUUGUAGAAGGAUCAGGAAGUGACAUGUCUGUGAUGAAAUAUUUACUGGACCAUGGUUACCAUGCCAACCACCAAUUCGUCAAUCAUCCCCUACACAGAAAUGACAUGGUAUUUACCAGGAAAAAAUCAAGCUAGACAGACAGAAUCACAGUAUAGAAAUCAUUUAGAUGAAUGAACACUAUCUGCAAUUCUCUGAAUAAAAGGAAAGUUUGAAUGGAUUGCACACAUGAAUGUCUCAUAUCAAGUUUGCUGCUUCAUCAAGCUAUGAGUUUUAUCAUAAGCUUAAUUUUGUAUAUGGUCAUUUCAUAAAUUUUAAACUGCAAUAAAAAUGUAUAUUAACUAAAUAUAUUUCACAUCAUUUAACUUUUGUCUAUAUUAUGUGUGUAGAACAUGCUUGUCGCGUAUGAGCCUAUGUUUGGCUAUUUUAAAUGCAUUUUCAAUAUGCAUAGAGGUGACCGGUAGGUCGUGUGUUCGAAUCAUUACUGCGAAUGACCCAAAUCGAUAAAAAUUAGGUAGCAAUUGUUCUUUCGUACAGGGUUCGGCUCUUUCAAGUUAAAGUUGCGGGUCUCUCGGAUGAGACCUUAAAAACCUAGGCCCCGGUACGCACAGACACGAUAAAGAAUCUUACUG
Messenger RNA from Saccostrea cuccullata (small rock oyster), 939 nucleotides. RefSeq lists its product as uncharacterized. The transcript is spliced from 2 exons. The annotation marks the transcript as partial. NCBI's taxonomy places the organism in Eukaryota, Metazoa, Mollusca, Bivalvia, Ostreida, Ostreidae. The record is from RefSeq and is a predicted model, not a curated record.